Molecule: messenger RNA, 6323 nt
Organism: Salarias fasciatus (jewelled blenny)
Lineage: Eukaryota; Metazoa; Chordata; Actinopteri; Blenniiformes; Blenniidae
Gene: hecw2b
Product: HECT, C2 and WW domain containing E3 ubiquitin protein ligase 2b
Exons: 31
Coding region: 1145-5815 (1556 amino acids)
Biological process (GO): regulation of dendrite morphogenesis; ubiquitin-dependent protein catabolic process; protein ubiquitination
Cellular component (GO): cytoplasm
Molecular function (GO): protein binding; ubiquitin protein ligase activity
Source: RefSeq, a predicted model, not a curated record
GGAGCAGCGCGGCGGCCUGGAUUCCACGCCGGGAUGGGAGCGUCUCCUCCCGGGGAGCGAAGCGCGUGAGGCGGCGGAAGCGGGCCGGCGGGUGUGGAGCCGUCGUCGGGACAAAUAAAUAAGAUAUGAACGCGUCUCUGAACGCAGCCUGGCAGCAGUGCGGAGGAGCGAAGCACGCAGGGAAGGGGAAGCCGUUAUUCGGCGACAGGGACGCGCUUUUCGCUCGGAGCUCCGGCGGUGAUCCCCCGACAGGCGGCGGCUCCGCGGCCGCGCUCCGGAGCCGAGGACCCCGCUUGGGACGCCGAGCAGACGUCGGUGGAGAGCGGGCCGUGUUGAGCUGCGUCGUCCAUGAUUAAGCGACUUGUUCGGGUUGUUUUUUUUUUUCAGAGUAGACGCUCCUCUGAAACCGUCACGUCCGAGGUGUCCAACCUUCCUUGACCCCUCUCCUCCCCGUGGAUUGGAGGAUUGCCCCGUCAUCACCCUCUCCUUCCCGGACACACAGGCACGCGGGUUCUGGAUCGGACUUCGUCCUCCCUUCCUUGCUUUUCUCCACCCACCUCCCAUCUCCCGCCUGUGCAUCAUGACAACCUGGAUUUACAAAAUACUGUGACCCAGCGUGAGAUUUUGCGGCGGUUUUGACAUUCAUGUCUUGGACAGAAUGGAUUGGUCUACAACCCGUAAAAGAGACAAUAUUGAGGAGGUUCAAGGCUUCUUCUAACCCGUCUGACUUCUAGAGGGAUGUGAACACUCUGAAGUGCCUUGCUGAAGGGCAAUAAAAGUAUUUUUUGAUGAAUUUAUAAUCCCAGGCUGUUGAAGCACCUCCUGCUACCGUUGCUACCUCUCGUUCCUCGCCCCCGACUUCCUCCCUCUUUGUUUUUGUUUUUUGUUUUUUUCUCCCUUCUCGGCCUCCAAGAUUCGCCCCUCUCUUGCAACCGCCGUCCUUCCCCCUCGCCCCCGCCCCCAGUCAUCACCCUCUCCUUCCACUUCCUCCGCCCCCUCCUCCCCCCACCACCACCACCAUCACCACCACCAUCCUCACCCUCAGUCCCAUUCUUCCUCCCCCCAUCACCACCAUCACCACCACCAGCUCUCCUCGUCGCCCCCUCGCUUCUCUCCUCCUCCCUUCCCCUCCUUCGCCGUCGCCAUGGCGACAGCUGCCACAGCUUCUUCCUCGUCCCCGUCGUCUUCGUCAUCCCCCAAUGGUAGCGCCCGGGAGCACCUGCUGGCGGUGCGCCGGCGCACCCCGCACACCCGGCCGUACACCAUCGGGCCGGAAAACCUCCGCAGCCUCUCGGCGCAGGCGGCAGUCGGACCUUCCACCUCCGGGUCCGCCUCCUCCUCCUCCUCCUCCUCUUCUCCCCCGCUGCUCCCAUCAGGGAACCAACCGGAAGCGUCAGGGGUGGGGCUUCAGCGGGCCAAUAGCGACACAGACCUGGUGACCUCAGAAAGCCGCUCCUCGCUAACGGCUUCGAUGUACCAGCUGACGCUAGGCCACGGCCACCUGGUGAUCUCCUGGGACAUCAAGGAGGAGGUGGACGCCACCGACUGGAUCGGCCUUUACCACAUCGAUGAGACGUGUGUGGCCAAUGUGUGGGACUCGAAGAACCGCGGCGUGAACGGCACCCAGAGGGGUCAGAUCGUGUGGAGACUGGAGCCGGGGCCCUACUUCAUGGAGCCAGAGACAAAGAUCUGCUUUAAAUACUAUCACGGUGUGAGUGGAGCAUUGAGAGCGACGACGCCCUGCAUCACUGUCAAGAACCCCGGAGUACCGGUGAGCAGUGAAGGCCAGGUGGAGGACCAAUCAGGAGCCGAGCACUGCCGGAAGCUGGUCAGCUUCACCCUGUCAGACAUUCGUGCGAUGGGCCUGAAGAAAGGCAUGUUCUUCAACCCCGACCCCUACCUGAAGAUGUCCAUCCAGCCCGGGAAGAGGAGCGGCCUCCCCAAGUUCACCCACCACGGCCAGGAGAGGCGCUCGUCCAUCAUCGCCAACACCAUCAACCCUGUGUGGCACGGAGAGAAGUACACCUUCGUGGCUCUGAUGACCGACGUGUUGGAGAUCGAGGUGAAGGACAAGUUUGCCAAAAGCCGACCGAUCAUCAAGCGCUUCUUGGGACAGCUGAUCGUCCCCGUGCAGAGACUCCUGGAGGGGCCGACGGCCGAUGAUCAGCCGGUGAGCUACAGCCUGUGUCGCCGUCUCCCCACCGACCACGUGAGCGGUCAGCUGCUGUUCAGAGUGGACAUCACAUCCACGGGACAGGAAGAAGCGUCUCCGGAUGCAGUGGGAACCAUGUUGGGCAGUGCGGUGAACGGAGACCCCGGCAGUCCCUCCGAUGACGAAGACCUUCCUCACCCCUCUUCGUCGUCACGCCUGACUUGCGGCGCCUCCCCGACGGGCUCCGACGAGGGCUCCCUGCUCGUCAAUGGUUCUUGUUACUAUGGCAGCGACAGCGUGUGGCGGGAGCCCGGACAGACCGGCGAGGACGACCUGCUUCCCUCCGCCGCGGGAGGCCACACCCACCGCCAGGUGUCUCUCAACGACUACUUGGACGCCAUCGGGGCUCCUCAGAGCCCCGGGGACCGGCCCCCCGCGGGGCCCCCGCCCAAGCUGCGCUCCAGCUUCCCCACGGACACGCGGCUCAACGCCAUGCUGCACAUCGACUCGGACGAGGACGAGGAGGGUUCGGGGCAGCACCGGGACCAGGAGAGCAAGACGCAGCAGAACGCGGACUCGUCCAGCAGGUCCGCUGAGUCUGGACAGGCUUAUGACGCUUCAGACGGCGAGUCGCGUUCACAGGCAGGAGCCUCAGCUGCAGGGGGAUCCACAGCCGAGGCGGGUCCUCCUGCUGGAGCUGGUUCUGGAGAUGGUUCUGGAUCUGGAUCUGGAUCUGGAUCUGCAUCUGCAUCUGCAUCUGUAGAGGAUGUGGUCCCAGCUCAAGCGGGACCGUCGACCUCUGGGAACGGAGAAGCUUCUGGACCCUCGGUUGAGGCAGCGCAGGUCUCUGGAGAACCGCCGGGGGCCUCAGGGGCUGCAGUAGCUGGACAGGGGGCAGUGGAGUGCACCUGUCGGGGGGGAAACCAGGACGUGGUCUACAACGCCCCACUCGGUCCUCUAUCACCCAUUCAGGAGGUGGACACGAGAAAACAAGUGGCUCCAAAGGCGGAGGAGGAAGGGGCGGAGUCAUCGAGCAGCGAGGCCAACGGGCCAAUCACGGGAGCGACUGCUGCAGCCUGCAGCGGCGGAGCGGUUGGAGGACUUCCUGAAGUCGCAGGUGCUGAAGGCGGAGAGACGCUGGAGGAGACGGAGGAAAAGGAUGGCGAGGUGUGGAGGAGGCGGUCCACGCAGAACCAGGAGGUGGGCGGGGCCAGAGGCGGAGAAGGCGGGACGUCGAUGGGGGAGAGAGAGACUGGUGUGACCCCUCAGGUGAACGGCCACCAGUCGGUGCGCUCGCUGCCGUCGGUUCGUCACGACAUCAGUCGCUACCAGAGAGUGGACGAGCCGCUGCCGCCCAAUUGGGAGGCUCGCAUCGACAGCCACGGCCGCAUCUUUUACGUGGACCACGUGAACAGAACGACGACGUGGCAGCGUCCCACGGCCCCCCCGGCGCCGCAGACCCUCCAGAGGUCCAACUCCAUCCAGCAGAUGGAGCAGCUGAACCGCAGGUAUCAGAGCAUCCGCAGGACGAUAACCAACGACAGCAGAGCAGAGGAGCAGCCGGCCAACGAGCUGCCUCCGGACGAGACCGACAUGCACCCCUCCAUCCCAGAGCUGAGGAGGGACGGCAGCGUGGCUCCGUCCAGUUCCAGGUCCCGCCUCACACUGCUACUGCAGUCCCCCAGCGCCAAGUUCCUCACCAGCCCCGACUUCUUCACUGUGCUGCAUUCCAACCCUAGUGCCUACCGCAUGUUCACCACCAACACGUGUCUGAAGCAUAUGAUCAGUAAGGUUCGUCGGGACGCUCACCACUUCGAGCGCUACCAGCACAACCGGGACCUGGUGGCGUUCCUCAACAUGUUCGCCAACAAGCAGCUGGAGCUGCCCCGGGGCUGGGAGAUGAAGCACGACCACAUGGGCAAGCCUUUCUUUGUAGACCACAACUGCCGUGCCACCACCUUCAUAGACCCCCGGCUGCCCCUGCAGAGCUCCCGCCCCCCGAGCCUGCUGGCCCACCGCCAGCACCUGACCCGCCAGCGCAGCCACAGCGCCGGGGAGGUCAGCCCCCGGCGACUGGUGGGUGAAGACCCCCGGCAUGCCGGACCCCCCGUCCUGCCAAGACCCUCCAGCACCUUCACCUCCUCCGCCAGCAGGGGGCAGUGCCAAGACGUUGUGCCAGUGGCUUACAAUGACAAGAUUGUUGCGUUUCUACGGCAACCAAACAUCUUUGAGAUUUUGCAGGAGAGACAGCCUGAUUUCAGUCGCAAUCACGCACUCAGGGAGAAGGUGCAGCUGAUCCGGGCGGACGGGGUGUCGGGAUUGGCCAGGCUGUCGGGAGACGCCGACCUCGUCAUACUGCUCAGCCUGUUUGAAGACGAAGUCAUGUCCUACGUGCCUCCUCACGCCUUACUGCACCCCAGCUACUGCCAGUCACCCCGGGGGUCUCCGGUCUCCUCCCCGCAGAACUCUCCAGGUACCCAGAGGGCCAACGCUCGGGCUCCGGCGCCCUACAAGAGAGACUUCGAAGCCAAACUACGCAACUUCUACAGGAAGCUGGAAACCAAAGGCUACGGCCAGGGCCCGGGGAAGCUCAAGCUGAUCAUCCGCCGCGACCACCUCCUGGAGGACGCCUUCAACCAGAUCAUGUGCUACUCCCGGAAAGACCUGCAGCGCAGCAAGCUCUACGUCAGCUUCGUCGGGGAGGAGGGGCUGGACUACAGCGGGCCGUCCAGAGAGUUCUUCUUCCUGGUUUCCAGGGAACUCUUCAACCCCUACUACGGGCUGUUCGAGUACUCGGCCAACGACACCUACACUGUCCAGAUCAGCCCCAUGUCUGCCUUUGUAGACAACCAUCACGAAUGGUUCCGGUUCAGUGGUCGAAUCCUGGGCCUGGCUCUGAUCCACCAGUACCUGCUGGACGCUUUCUUCACCAGACCCUUCUACAAAGGCCUGCUGCGCAUCCCCUGCGACCUGAGUGACCUGGAGUACCUGGAUGAGGAGUUCCACCAGUCGCUGCAGUGGAUGAAGGACAACGACAUCGAGGACAUGCUGGACCUCACCUUCACCGUCAACGAGGAGGUCUUCGGACAGAUCACAGAAAGAGAGCUGAAGCCCGGCGGAGCCAACAUCCCCGUCUCCGAGAAGAAUAAGAAGGAGUACAUCGAGCGGAUGGUGAAGUGGAGGAUCGAGAGAGGGGUGGUGCAGCAGACGGAGAGCCUGGUCAGAGGCUUCUACGAGGUGGUGGACGCCCGCUUGGUGUCUGUGUUCGAUGCCCGGGAGCUGGAGCUGGUGAUCGCCGGCACGGCUGAGAUCGACCUGUCCGACUGGAGGAACAACACCGAGUACAGAGGAGGUUACCAUGACAACCACAUCGUGAUCCGCUGGUUCUGGGCCGCAGUGGAGCGGUUCAACAACGAGCAGCGUCUGAGGCUCCUGCAGUUCGUCACGGGGACGUCCAGCAUCCCGUACGAGGGCUUCGCCUCGCUGCGAGGCAGCAACGGGCCCCGCCGGUUCUGCGUGGAGAAGUGGGGGAAGGUCACGUCGCUGCCCAGGGCUCACACCUGCUUCAACCGGCUGGACCUGCCGCCAUACCCGUCCUUCUCCAUGCUCUAUGAGAAGAUGCUGACCGCCGUGGAGGAGACCAGCACCUUCGGCCUGGAGUGAGCCCCGCCGCCAGCCCUCGGCGGCCGGGUGAGACGUCACGGCGGUUUUCUUGCACUUGCACAGAUUUCCCACCCGCUUAGUAACACACCUCCACGUGUGCGAGGUGAGACGACCCGCACUGCCUUCUGAACCGGGAUCAGACCUGCAGAAGUGUUUGAAACGCGUCAGAGACGAAGCAUCCACUGCCUUCACUUUCAAGACUGUCAUCCAGAACUGAGCUGCAGCAGCGCCGCCUUGUGGCCUCUUGUUGUGUCUGCACCCUUCCUUUUCUCGAGGCCUUUUCCGGGCCUGCAUGAGGUAAAUCCGGGACUCGUCCCACUGCUGGUUUUUGGAGUCCCAGUUCAAAGUUUUGGUAUUGUUGUUACAGUAUUUUCAUGGAGAAGAAAAAAGUGAUUUUCUAACGAUGUGACAGUGACAUGUUGUGAUCUGAAUGUGACAAACUUUAUACUGUAGAUUGCGUAGGGAGUGAUUUUUCUACCAGAUUAGGAUCAAUUAAGAAAAAAAAAAA